CAGCCGUGGCACGUUGCUCGAACCUCCGGUUCCGAAGGGCUGCAGAGAGAUUCGCGUCUCUCUGAAAAAGAUAGACGUUCCCGUUUCUCUCUCGCGUAUCUCACGUAUCUCAUCCACACGUCACGUGUAUUACUCACGUAUUUACGUCGUGUUUGGUGGAGCGCGCCUCUCGUGUCCGCUGCCGAUCCCCGCACGCGCAAUGCCGCAGUCGCAUUCCACGGUCGCCGAUCGUCCGCAACGCGUCUUCAAAGUGCCGCACAUGGAGUACUUGUUGCAAGCCCGCGGUCACCAACGCAGCUCUUCAGAUACACAGGCGUUCCGCGAGCGUACGAAGAGAGAUGCGCGGGACGAGCUGCAGCGCGAGCUUGAGAAGCUGGAGGCGACCGCCCGCGAGAACAAGAGGACGAUGAUCGGCCGGCAGUUCGCCGGGUUCCAGCAUCUCUUCGAGCGAUUUCUGCAGGAAGAGGGCCCGUCCUUGGAGUGGGACCAUAUUCAGAGGCUGUCCGAGGAUGCGGUCAAGAAUUACAACUCCUUGCCGUCACCGGAGACGAACGAGGUGAAGGAACUGCUAGAUAAGUUGGUUGUCGUCAAGUUAAACGGUGGUCUGGGAACGAGCAUGGGAUGCCACGGACCGAAGUCCGUUAUCGCCGUGCGAAAUGGACUCACGUUUCUCGAUCUCACUGUUCAGCAAAUUGAGCACCUAAAUAAAACGUAUAACGCUAAUGUGCCACUCAUACUGAUGAAUUCGUUCAACACGGACGACGAUACGCAGCGCAUUAUUAGAAAGUACAAAGGAAUCGAUAUAGACAUUUAUACUUUUAAUCAGAGCUGUUAUCCGCGCAUAAACAGAGAUUCUCUCCUCCCGAUCGCUAAGCACUGUCAGAUCGAUGAGGACAUAGAAGCAUGGUACCCACCCGGUCAUGGAGAUUUCUACGAGAGUUUUCAAAAUUCCGGUCUGCUUAAAAAAUUCACUCGUGAGGGCCGCGAAUACUGUUUUAUCUCGAACAUAGAUAAUCUUGGUGCCACGGUGGACAUUAAAAUCUUGAAGUCGUUGUUGAACAAAAGCCCGGAACCGCCUCUUGAAUUUGUCAUGGAAGUGACCGACAAAACGCGAGCGGACGUCAAGGGUGGCACACUUAUAAAAUACGAGGAUAAACUUCGUCUCCUCGAAAUAGCUCAAGUUCCGAAGGAUCACAUCGACGACUUCAAGUCCGUUAAGACAUUUAAGUAUUUCAACACCAACAACCUCUGGAUUAAACUUAGUGCCAUCGAAAGAGUACUCGAGCAAAAGGCGUUGAAUAUGGAGAUAAUUGUAAACAACAAAACGUUUACCAACGGUCUAAAUAUAAUACAACUUGAAACAGCUGUGGGAGCUGCUAUGAAGUCAUUCGAAGGAAGUAUUGGUAUAAAUGUGCCGCGCAGUAGAUUCUUGCCGGUGAAAAAGACCUCUGAUCUGAUGCUCGUAAUGAGUAACUUGUACACGCUGCGCAACGGAUCUCUCGUGAUGAGUCCUCAACGAAUGUUCCCCACAACGCCCCUCAUCAAAUUGGGAGACAAUCACUUUUCAAAAGUGAAAGAGUUUCUGACGAGAUUUCCGACAAUACCGGAUCUCCUCGAAUUGGAUCAUUUGACUGUGUCGGGCGACGUUACCUUUGGGAAAGGGGUAACUCUGAAGGGCACCGUUAUUAUAAUCGCCAAUCACGGAGAACGCAUAGACCUGCCUUCUGGAACCGUUUUGGAGAAUAAAAUUGUGUCGGGUAAUCUACGCAUAUUGGAUCACUAAGUUGCGGCAGCGGGCGCCUGCGGAGAAGCGUCUCGAUUCGUCUCGCGGAGAUCGUUCAAAACGUUUGAGAGAAAAGAAUCUGUUUCAGCAAAUCAUGUCCUAGCUUAAAUUACCUAGUCAGAGUCAAUUGUGUAUGUAUAUAUAUUAUAUAUAUAUUCAUAAUGUUGUUUUAGAGAGAAAGGGCCGGGAUAUAUUUCUAUAAAAAAUUAUUUUACUGAAUUGUAUAUAAGAACUUGUAUAAGAAUUUAAUUAUGAGAUAUAUCAAGAGAAAUUUAUUAUGUAUAGAGUAUAUACUGUUGUGUAGGUGGAAUGAAAAAAAGUGCUUAUAAGGCAUAAUAUAUUAUUAUAUUAUAAUGAAUAAAUGCUAUUUCAAAUUUUA
Messenger RNA from Wasmannia auropunctata (little fire ant), 2162 nucleotides. It is a transcript of the gene UGP, whose product is annotated as UTP--glucose-1-phosphate uridylyltransferase. Bases 200 to 1783 code for a protein of 527 amino acids. The transcript is spliced from 10 exons. Gene Ontology annotation, molecular function: UTP:glucose-1-phosphate uridylyltransferase activity. NCBI's taxonomy places the organism in Eukaryota, Metazoa, Arthropoda, Insecta, Hymenoptera, Formicidae. The record is from RefSeq and is a predicted model, not a curated record. Gene Ontology annotation, biological process: UDP-alpha-D-glucose metabolic process; glycogen metabolic process. Gene Ontology annotation, cellular component: cytoplasm.